Tarenaya hassleriana is the source of this 1777-nucleotide messenger RNA. RefSeq names its product dihydrolipoyllysine-residue acetyltransferase component 4 of pyruvate dehydrogenase complex, chloroplastic-like. Gene Ontology annotation, cellular component: chloroplast thylakoid; chloroplast envelope; pyruvate dehydrogenase complex. The record is from RefSeq and is a predicted model, not a curated record. Gene Ontology annotation, molecular function: dihydrolipoyllysine-residue acetyltransferase activity. The transcript has 8 exons. The coding region runs from base 1 to 1398 and encodes 465 amino acids. Lineage: Eukaryota; Viridiplantae; Streptophyta; Magnoliopsida; Brassicales; Cleomaceae. Gene Ontology annotation, biological process: pyruvate decarboxylation to acetyl-CoA.
AUGGUGGUGGUGGCGCCUGUGAUGACGCUAAGUCGCUGGAAUAAACUCCAACCUCGUCUUCUCCGCCAUUUUACUCUCCUACUACCUCUUCGUCUCUUUCUCUCUCUGCGCGAACUCAAUUCUCCACGAGAAGCAACAAGGGCUGCGGCUUCCUCUUUCCUAUCGACGCCUUCUCUCUCAAACUCCAAAUCCACCAUCUCCUUCUCCUCCUGCCUCUCCGUCGCUCCUGUCCCAUGCCUACGCCGCAUUGUCUUCCGCUCUCCAUCUCCCGCAUCCUCUCGCCGGAGACCCAUGACCGUACAAUCCAAAAUCAGGGAGAUCUUCAUGCCGGCUCUCUCCUCCACCAUGACAGAGGGUAAGAUCGUUUCAUGGAUCAAAUCCGAAGGCGAGAAGCUUGCAAAGGGAGAGAGUGUCGUCGUUGUCGAGUCCGAUAAAGCCGAUAUGGAUGUCGAGACCUUCUACGAUGGGUAUCUCGCCGCCAUCGUCGUUGGUGAGGGGGAGACCGCUCCUGUCGGGGCUGCGAUCGGGUUGCUGGCUGAGACGGAGGCGGAGAUCGAGGAGGCUAAAGCCAAGGCCGCUUCAAAAUCAUCCUCCCCCACUGUCCCUGCCGCAGCCGAGGCCGUCACUUCUCCUCCUCCGGCGACAUCCACUCCCGCUCCGGCGAUCUCUCCGCCGGUUGCGGCGCCGGCGAAAGCCUCCGCCAGUAACUUGCCGCCUCCAUUGCCUGAUUCCAGCGUGGUUCCCUUCACAACGAUGCAAGCUGCAGUGUCCAAGAACAUGGUGGAGAGUCUCUCCGUUCCCACAUUCCGCGUGGGUUAUCCCGUGGCCACCGAUGCACUCGAUGCUCUAUACGAGAAGGUGAAGCCAAAGGGUGUGACAAUGACUGCGCUUUUGGCCAAGGCUGCGGCCAUGGCUCUUGCUCAGCAUCCUGUGGUGAAUGCGACCUGCAAAGAUGGGAAGAGCUUUACUUACAAUAGUAACAUAAACAUUGCAGUGGCUGUGGCUAUCAAUGGUGGGUUGAUCACGCCUGUUCUUCAGGAUGCUGAUAAGUUGGAUUUAUACUUGUUAUCCCAAAAAUGGAAGGAGCUUGUGGGCAAAGCUAGGUCUAAGCAACUGCAACCACAUGAAUACAACUCCGGGACUUUCACUUUAUCCAAUCUUGGCAUGUUUGGAGUGGAUAGGUUCGAUGCUAUUCUUCCCCCGGGCCAGGGUGCCAUCAUGGCUGUUGGGGCCUCAAAGCCGACUGUAAUUGCUGACUCUGAUGGGUUCUUCAGCGUGAAAAACAAAAUGCUGGUGAAUGUAACCGCGGAUCACCGGAUUAUAUACGGCGCUGACUUGGCUGCAUUCCUUCAGACCUUCGCGAAGAUUGUGGAAAACCCCGAUAGCCUGACACUGUAAGGCAGGCAAAAAAAUCCCUCCCUAUUCUUUUGGCCAUAUGCCGAUUUUUCUCAGGUAAUAAAACCUUUGCCAGAUCUCCGGUUUCGUACCGAUAAAGUUUCAUGCUUUUGUUAACACCACAAAGUUCUUUAGGGUUUUUUUGGCCAUUUUCAGGGGGGUUGCAUAAGGAGAGUUUGAUUUCUUUCUUCUAAACAAGUUCAUCUGCUUCGUUUCAUUCCAUGUAAUGGAGCUUAGGGUUUUUCUGUGAUCAUGAAUCACUUGGCUUAGGGUUUCAUAUAUAGUUGUCACUCCCGAUUUUCGACGUUCUUUUGGGAAUCCGAUAUAACAAACCGAAGCAAACCGUUGUGUUUCCGUUCUAAACCAAAUCAUUUUCGACUUA